GGAGGAGGGAUGCUACGCAUUCCGGCAGCAUCAGUACCAGCUUGGUUGACUGUGGGGUGGAAAAUUAAAGCGAAGGGAUAUACGACAACCGAAAUUUAAAUAUUUAGACACCGUUACCAAGGACUGGCGACAUGGGAGAUCAGAAGGAAUCUCUGAGGAAGAUCACGACCACACUUGCUCUGAAAAAUGAAGAGAUCCAGAAUUUCAUCUGCUGCCUGAAGCAGAGCCUGCAAAAUCUGGAGGCCAACUCUAACCGGGUUCAGGAGGACCUGGAGGCGGAGUUCAGCUCCCUGUACUCAGUGCUGGAUGAGAUUAAGGAGGGAAUGGUGACCCGCAUCAAGCAAGAGAGAGCCAGCCGCACGUACGAGCUUCAGAAUCAGCUGAGUGCUUGUGCCAAAGCCCUGGAGGGCUCAGAGGAGCUGCUGGAGUUGGCCAAUCAGACUCUCUGCUCCUCCGAGACAGACGGCUUCAACCAGGCGGCCAAAGACAUAAAGGAUAGUGUCACAAUGGCUCCAGCGUUCCGUUUGUCCCUCAAAGCCAAGGCCAGUGAUAACAUGAGUCAUCUGAUGGUGGACUUCACGCAGGAGAGGGAAAUGCUGCAGGCAAUCAAGUUCCUUCCAGUACCUGCCACUCCUGAGAUCCAGGUGGAAGACUGUCAGGUGUGUGACAACACUGUAACAGUGGUGUGGUCCCUCCCUGAGCCCGACUCAAAAAUUGACCACUAUGUCUUGGAACAUCGCCGCACCAACCACGAGGGGCCACCACGUGCCCGUGAAGAGUACCCCUGGAUGGUAGUAGAGGGCAUCCGAGAGACCGAGCACACUCUCACAGGGCUUCGCUUUGACACGCGCUUUAUGACAUUUCGUGUGAAGGCAUGCAACAAGGCUGUGGCAGGAGAGUUUUCAGAGCCUGUAACCCUGGAAACACACGCCUUCGUGUUCAAACUAGAUGCGGGCUCUGCCCAUCAGAACCUGCGUGUGGAAGACCUCAGUGUGGAGUGGGACAGCAGUGGCGGGAAGGUCCAGGAGAUCCGCAAGGACAAGAACAGAACCAACUCACCCAUGCACUCCCCUGCAAGGAGUGCGAUGAUGUCCCCAAAGAGAGCACCCUCAGCUCGGGUGGGGCGUGACCGAUUCACGGCCGAGUCCUACACGGUGCUGGGAGACACGAUGAUUGAUUCAGGACAGCAGUACUGGGAGGUGAAAUUCGACAAAGAGAGCAAGGCCUUCGCUGCGGGCGUUGCCCUCCGCACGCUAGGCCGAUUUGACCAGCUGGGCAAGAGCAGCGCCUCUUGGUGCCUCCAUCUCAAUAACUGGCUGCAGCAGAGCUUCACUGCCAAGCACAACAACAAGGCCCGCACGCUGGACUGCCCCAUCCCCGACCGCAUCGGAGUCUACUGCAACUACGAGGAGGGAAUACUGUCCUUUUACAAUGGCAAGACCAAGCAGCUGAUCCACACCUUUCGAACCAAGUUCCCACAGCCUGUCAUACCUGCCUUCAUGGUGUGGAAUGGUAGUUUCUCUGUGCUGACAGGGCUACAGGUACCCAGUGUGGUGCAGUGUGGUCAGAGGAGGAGCAGCGCCACCAGCAGCUCCAAUGCGAGCCUUACAUAGACCUGGGCCGUGGCAAGAACUGCAGCAGAACCUCACCCUGCCCGGGCCUGGCGCUGUCAGGAGCACUCUUUGACCGAGCACAGCCCAGUCCAGGUCCAGCAACUCCAAAACAUCACCCAGAGCAGAACCUUCGCAAGCUGCAGCUGCCAUUGUUACCAUGUCUGGCAGCCUUAGGGAGACUCGUAGUCUGCUCCAUUUCAUUUUGCUGACUUACUGUGCCUUUCAACACUCGGAGUCAAAAAAGUUGUGCACUCAUAAAAAAGAGGCCGAACACAAAUAACUUACUUUAAUAAAAAAAUGCAAGAGCAACAUGGUCCACAUUAACAUGUCAAUAUUUUAACAUUUCAAUGCUACUGUAAUACAGCUUUGUUGUUGUUAUUCAAACUUGGUAUUUUUGGAAUCAGAAACCUCUAUAUUAGCAUGCUGAUCACACACGGACACACAUACUGUCCCACACAUGCGCGCGCACACGCACACGCACACACACACACACACACACACACAGCAGCACAAUGACAUACAAGUUGUCACUAAAUUUUCAUCAGUGUAUUGCUUCAUACUGAAUG
Molecule: messenger RNA, 2179 nt
Organism: Megalops cyprinoides (Indo-Pacific tarpon)
Lineage: Eukaryota; Metazoa; Chordata; Actinopteri; Elopiformes; Megalopidae
Gene: fsd1
Product: fibronectin type III and SPRY domain containing 1
Exons: 13
Coding region: 132-1613 (493 amino acids)
Molecular function (GO): protein binding
Source: RefSeq, a predicted model, not a curated record